This is a messenger RNA of Ceratina calcarata, 2374 nucleotides long. It is a transcript of the gene bsh, whose product is annotated as brain-specific homeobox. The coding region runs from base 745 to 1581 and encodes 278 amino acids. The record is from RefSeq and is a predicted model, not a curated record. NCBI's taxonomy places the organism in Eukaryota, Metazoa, Arthropoda, Insecta, Hymenoptera, Apidae. Gene Ontology annotation, biological process: regulation of DNA-templated transcription. Gene Ontology annotation, molecular function: DNA-binding transcription factor activity, RNA polymerase II-specific; DNA binding. The transcript has 3 exons.
AUGAUCGCGGCGCGCGGGUGCUUGAAUCGUCUUGAAUCGCGCACCGAUACUCCCUAAACGUCGACGACGACGACGGCGACGGCGACGACGACGCGACGCGACGCUCUCUCCUUCCUACAGCUGACGAAUCAAUUAGAAUUUUACCGGGCGACCUGGAACGCGCCAAAACGAACUUCUAUCUGGACUCUUUCUUCCAUUCUUGUGUCGCGCGGGAUUGAUUGGAUUCGUCUCGGGAACGCGCAGUGUUAUGGAGCUGUGCCUGUCAACCGAGUCUUUAUUCAACGUUUCAGUGAACGAAUCAGUGAUAAGGAUCCGUGAAACAUUCGAGGUUUACUUGUAAUAUUCGUCUGUGGAUGAUACUGCAUGUCAAGCUACGGAUAGUGUAUUGGCAGUGCAGUUCUAAUUGUGAUAAACUGGAUUAGAAACCUGAUUGACACUCGGAGGAUCGUUUUGGGAUUUGUGAAAGUCGAAUGAUCAUGUUUUAAACACGUAAGGCUGAUCGUGCAGUGAUUUCAUGUUAAAAAUGAUGUGUAAAUAAACUGAUGGACAUUCAAUAUUCAGACGUUCUGUUAUAUGAAGUAUCGUAGAAGUUGAACAAAAUUGAGACAAAUUCAAUUUUUUAGUACAACUUAAAAGACAAGGAUUCGUAUUAAAUAUUAUACGAAGAAUCGUGUUAAAGUGAUCUGUUCAACUCGUUAACUAUGUAACAAACUGUCAAGUGUUAAGACUCGAUAUCGCUGAUCUAUGAAAAUGCAGUCGACCUGUCAACAGCAACAGGCCCAGCCAGGUCAGAACGGAACUUCCGCCAGUAGAACUUCGUUUCUGAUCAAGGACAUCUUGAGCUGCGGCACGGACCCUCCGCUAUCUCAUCAUCAACUCCACCACCAGCACUUAACGUCCAGCCAUGGUGUGCAGCAUCAACAGUACCAACAAUUCGCCAGUCUGUUACCUGGUUACCCGUCCGCGCCGCCGACGGCAGCAUUCUUCCUGGGACCACUUUUCGGUAACACCCCGAUGGGGGUCGGAGUGGUACCAGGGGUUACUGAACUCGCGGCCUUGAAGCAUUGCCGUCGACGGAAGGCACGAACAGUGUUCAGUGAUCAACAAUUAGCGGGUUUGGAAGCGAGAUUCGAGGUGCAGAGGUACCUCAGCACGCCGGAAAGGGUCGAGCUUGCGGCGGCUCUUCACCUCUCGGAGACCCAAGUGAAAACGUGGUUUCAGAAUCGUCGAAUGAAGCACAAGAAGCAGUUAAGGAAAUUGAGCACAAGCACGGGGGGCAACAGCAGUCAGAAUUCUAGUCAACAAUGUACGGGUCAAUCCGUUUCCGUCACGUCACCGGCCGAACGACCGGUGGAUUUCUCUUUGAACGGCGGCCGAGAUUCGCGAGCGAGCAGCGGAGCACCGAUGGACUCCGACUCCGACGAGAUCGACGUCCUGGGUGACGAGACGCCGUCGCUGACGCGAACCGGCAACAUUCACGUAUCGAGACGCACCAGUUCGCCUACUAGUUUUCACCAGAUCACCCACUCGGUCAGCCUGUCUCAUCAACAGCAACAAAAUGUUCAACGUCAACAUCGCUGAAAUGCGAUGUCGCCGUUUCGUUUGUACGAGAAGCUUUCAAUUCGAUUGGGACAUCUGUGUUGCGCUCGAAUAAGGGAAAGAGAAGAGUUUGAAAGGUCAUAUGUUUGAAAAUAUUGGUGAAAGAGGAAUGAUAUCGGGAAUUUUAUUUUGUGCAAUUUUCAAGAGGGAUGUUCGACGCGAUCGCGAAGCUUUCUUUCAUUUCGUUCGCUUAUUUUCAAUUAUUCGCAGAUGUAAGAGAAAUUAAGAAACAGACUACAGAUCGUAAACUAAAAUAAUAGAAAACCAGAAUAAUAGAGAAAGCUGAAUUUGUUUUCUGCAGUGCUACCCUACUGUGUUCUAGAAAAGAAAAUGAAAUAGAAAUCCUUCCACAUUUGACUAGAGAUUGUCAAAUGAUAAUUGACGAGUGAAGGAGAUGGUGUAACUAAAGUGACAGACAUUUCCAGUGUCAAGAACCAUAUUUUUUGAAUCGUGGAACGAUGCUGCGAGCCACAGACGUGAAAUGGUGUAAAAUAAUGUUGCAGAGGACUCGACACACGGACCGAAAUGUAUAGAAAGUGUAAACGUGUGUAAAUGAUUCUUCCUAGCCGAUCUCUCGCGACACUUUUUAUAGCGAAAUGCCAUAAUAAAGCUAGUCCGUUUCGUGUCACUUUUUAUAGCGAAGUAGAAAGUUAGCUUGUGGUUCAAGUUGGGAUUAAAGUGUCAUGAUGUAGAGCGGUGUAUCACUUAUCCUUUUCCUCAUUUAAUAUCUCUCUAUUCGUACUGACGACAAAUUAAUUACAAACUUCUAUUAUAA